AUGGAGAAGCAGGCACCAGAACGCCUAGCUCCAGGAGAAGGAUUGGAGGGAACAAGAAGAGACAAUUUUGCUAUUCAUUCUGGGGCUAUCAGGGAACUACCUCGCUGGGUGGCGGCACGACAGGAGGGCAUCCCUCACCAUCUAGAAUCUCAGUGGCAGGAUUUCCUGAAGACCAUUCAGUCCCCUUCUGUGGGAUGGGGAAACCCACAGCUGCCAGAACUGGCCUCCUGGGAUGACCUGGUGCAUUUUGAGAGAGUGUUUGGUGCCUGCCAUUGGCCUAGAGGAGAGGGGGUGGCCCAGCUCAUGCCGGCCUUCAGUGUGGAAACCCAGCAAGCCUUCAGCAACCUGACUCCUAGAGACAAAGCAGACUACGGGAAAGUAAAAGCUGCCUUCCUGCAAGGAAACGCCACCAGCACAGAGAUCCAUCGCCAGCGCUUCAGGAAGUUCUGCUACCAGGAGGCCGAGGGGCCUCGUGAGGUUUGCAACCGACUGAGGGAACUCUGCCACUGCUGGCUUGAGCCGGAGAGUCGAACAAAGGAGCAGGUCGUAGAGCUGCUGAUCUUAGAGCAGUUCUUGAACAUCCUGCCUCAGGAAAUCCAGAGCCAGGUCAGGGAACGCAGCCCUGAGACCUGCGCCCAAGCAGUGGCCCUGGCUGAAGGUUUCAUUCUGAGGCGGCAGGAAGGCGAACAGCCAGAGGAGCAGAGGCCCGAGUCAUUCCAAGGCGUAGCUGUGGAAUUUUCUGAAGCACAGAGAGCUCCGUUGGAUGCCAGGCAGAGGCCACUUGGCAGAGAGGCCAGGAAGCAAGAUAACUGCAGCACCAGUUCUUUGGGAACCAAGAUUGCAAAUAAAACCGAGGAGAAGUUUGAACCUCAAGAGUCCAGGGAAGAGGAGGUUACUGCAGCACCAGAGGGAACUCAGAGGAGAGAGAAGUCUCACCUCUGUAUCGAGUGUGGGAAAAGCUUUACCCGUCCGUCAGACUUGGCGAAACACCUGAAUGUCCACACAGGGGAGAAGCCCUACCUGUGUGUCGAGUGUGGGAAAAGCUUUAGUCAGCUCUCUCAUCUUACCAGACAUCAGAAAAUCCACUCGGGGGAAAAACCUCACAUCUGCUCAGAGUGUGGGGAUACAUUCAGCCAACGAGCAUAUCUUGUCAGUCAUCAGAGAAGCCAUUCUGGAGAGCAGCCGUACCGUUGUUCAUACUGCCAGAAGUGCUUCAGCCAUCAGUCCGCUCUCAAGAUACAUGAGCGGAACCACAUGGGCCAGAAACCCUACGCCUGUGUGGACUGUGGGAAGCGCUUUGUGUCGUCUUCCUCUCUCACAACCCACAGGAGAAUCCACACAGGAGAGAAGCCUCAUGCCUGCGGUGUGUGCGGGAAACGAUUCAUCCAGCAUUCUAAUCUCGUAUCACACCAGCGAACCCACUCAGGGGAAAAGCCAUUCUCCUGUAAGGUGUGCGGGAGGAGAUUCGCUUAUCCUUCUGAUCUUACAAGACACCAAAAAAUCCACACAGGAGAAAAGCCCUACCCUUGUGACGAGUGCGAGAGACGAUUCACCAGGCUCUCCGACCUUAUUACACACCAGCGAAUCCACACAGGAGAAAAACCAUACCGCUGCCUCGAGUGCGGUAGGAGGUUCCGCCAGAGGGGAGUACUGGUGAAACACCAGAAGUGCCAUUCAAAAGAGAAUCCAAAAGGAGGCGAAACUGUCCGGCCCACAGAGUCACCGACGGACAGUGAAUUCAAAGCUCGUGAGAUAAAGCAGGAGAAAGACAAUUUAGAAAACCUGGCAGAUCCCAGCUUGAUCCCUUUCCCCAGCUCCUGACC
Gekko japonicus is the source of this 1823-nucleotide messenger RNA. Its product is annotated as zinc finger protein 397-like. Gene Ontology annotation, molecular function: RNA polymerase II cis-regulatory region sequence-specific DNA binding; DNA-binding transcription factor activity, RNA polymerase II-specific. The transcript is spliced from 3 exons. The record is from RefSeq and is a predicted model, not a curated record. Lineage: Eukaryota; Metazoa; Chordata; Lepidosauria; Squamata; Gekkonidae. The coding region runs from base 1 to 1821 and encodes 606 amino acids. Gene Ontology annotation, biological process: regulation of transcription by RNA polymerase II.